Messenger RNA from Ramularia collo-cygni, 1572 nucleotides. RefSeq lists its product as uncharacterized. NCBI's taxonomy places the organism in Eukaryota, Fungi, Ascomycota, Dothideomycetes, Mycosphaerellales, Mycosphaerellaceae. The coding region runs from base 1 to 1572 and encodes 523 amino acids. The transcript is spliced from 2 exons. The record is from RefSeq and is a predicted model, not a curated record.
AUGGAUCCUACGACGCUGGUUACUUUCCUCUUUCGAGCACCCGCAGAGGCCCGAACAGUGGAACUGCUGGGCAGCUGGGACAACUUCGCCCAGCCCUAUCGCAUGCACAAUGACCGACGCCGUGGUAUCUGGUCGGGAAUUUUCAGAUUCGAGAACAUCACCUUUGAUGGUGACGACAUCCAAUGGACAAAACCACGAAGUGGCGGCCUUCGACAAGGUGCUACAUACUGGUAUUACUAUCGACUGAAUUCCUACGAUGACACCUACGACGACCGACAUCCGCGUACGCUCUCAUGUCCGUUGAUACCAGGCCAGGUGGUCAACAUUCUUGAAGUCCCCAUUGAGCUUGAGGAGCUGCCCCAAAGAUGCUGCAGUUCUUCGGACAUUGAGGGGAGCUUAAGUAAUUGGCAGCAAUUACAGACUCUUGAUCCAGCCACAAAGUACGCGAUGCUGGAACCGCCGCCCGCAUCUAAGAUCCAUGCUAGAUCUCUCUCCGACGGCACUCUCCAAGGCAGACUUGAGAACCAGCCCUUGAGCAUUCUGGAGGAAGCAGUUUCUCGGCCAUCAACCCCAGAAUUAGAGUGCCAUGAUUCUGCAGAUCGGCAGGACUCACGUAAUGGCGUUUCUCGCGACAGUUCGGUCUAUUCGCAAGAAGUCUCGUGCUCAGCUCCUGUACCUAAAAGUCAGGAACAGGGUGAACGUCCGCCAGAUCUUCCUUCCUUUAAUGCAACUACACCGAAUCUUCAUAGGAUUCCUGAGCUGGUUGAGGAUUCAAUACCCGAAACAAUUAUGCCAAAAAUGGAGCCAGUUUCAGGCGAUAAUGCACACCUCAUGGCCACAACUAUGAUUCCAGAUCUCACGAGGAACCUCUCAGCGCUGAGCGUUGGUCCCACCUCUGUUCAAAACAUUCAAUUUUAUAAUGAAUCGCGGCCCGGAACAAGGCUCAAUGAGGAUCCGGAACAGUACCGUCCUAGAGUCUACUCUCUACCAAAUUCAGAAGUCAGAAAUACCAGCAGAGGAAGUCCACAACUGUCUCCAAUGUCAAAAGCACUGGACUCACUUCCCACAAACCAGUAUCAACAUGGAGGCCCAAGCCCUGACAGCAACCUCUUGGGGUUGGAGUUGGAAUCACCAAGCUUUUCACUAGACACUGCCAGCUCGGCGGGGGAGGAGUCUCCACCACACCUAUCCCCCCGGACUUCGAUCAAGAGAGACGCACGCCCCGCAUCUCGCAGCGGCGGAGCACUAACAGGAUUCGCGAAUCGCAUACGCUCACUGCGAAGUCGACAUCACACUGGAAACUCUCGCCCAGAGACCGCGCAAUCGCCCAGGCGGGGCCCACCCUCAUUCAUGAACUACGCCCUCCCACAGGCCGUGGAGAGUUCGCACUCCCUGACAAAGGGCCACUCCAAUAUCUCCCCAACUACACGUUCGGCACACGACCACAUGCCUAUGCCCACCGUGUUCGAUGCGGAACUUCCAACUCCAACUCUAUUUUCAGAGGAGCGUGAAAGCCCAAUGGCGGAUGCCAUUUUCAGCGAAUUGGGGUUUCUUAAUACGAGCAUCGUUUGA